Molecule: messenger RNA, 1611 nt
Organism: Aphanomyces astaci
Lineage: Eukaryota; Oomycota; Saprolegniomycetes; Saprolegniales; Verrucalvaceae
Exons: 9
Coding region: 1-1611 (536 amino acids)
Molecular function (GO): protein binding
Source: RefSeq, a predicted model, not a curated record
AUGCACCGGCUAGGGAUCCGCAACGCGGAGGUGUCCGUGAUCAGCGACGACAUGAUCCAGCAAUGCGUGCUGAAGGAUGCCGUGGAUCCUGCGAAUGAGAGUGCGACGAACGACAUGGCGUCGGGCACGGACACGGUGGACUUUGCCGCUCUACGCGUGCUGUCGCUGUCGUUCAAGAACGUGUUCAAGAUCGACAACCUGGUGACGUUGAAGAACCUCGUCAAGCUGCAGAUGGACAACAACGUGAUCCAGGAGAUUGAAGGCAUCAGCCACCUCACUAGUCUCACGUGGCUGGACCUGUCGUUCAACAACAUUGCCGAGAUCAAGGGCCUCGACACCCUCACGAGGCUGCAAGACUUGACUUUAUACAACAACAACAUCUCGAAACUCGAGAACCUCGACACCCUCAAGGGUCUCCAGGUGCUGUCCGUCGGCAACAACUCCCUCGCGACCACGGACGGACUGCUGUAUCUCAAGUGCUUGGACGCAUUACGAGUGCUCAACCUCGAAGGCAACCCCGUGUGCUCAGACCCAGAGUACCGCUCAUUUGUGCUGGCACAUUUGGACAAGCUCAAGUACUUGGAUUAUUCGCUCGUGGACGUGGGCGAAGUCGUGCAAGCUAGGGAGCAAUACCAGGAUGAGCUGGAGGAAAUGAAGGAAGUCAAGGCGAUUGAAGAUGCCGCGCUCGCGAGGGAAGAAGAGUACAAAAAGUACAACGUCAUCUUAAAGCAAGCCAACAUCAACCUCUUGGAGACGCUUCUCAGCGACAUGUUCAAAGAAGAUUCGGAAAUCAGCAAGAUCGAAGUCCUUCCAGGGUUGCGCAACUUGAUUGACGACUUUACGGAAAAAGUCAAAACGGCCACGGAAGACAUCAAGGUGAUCUUAUUGGAGAAGCACGCGGCGAUCCAGCGCGAGUGCGACGGGUUCGCGCUGGAGUACGCCAAGGAGAAGGACUUGACGCAGAAGAAGAGCAUCGCCCAGUGCGAGAAGUACCGUCGGGUGGCGAAGCGGCUGUUCAAGGCGUCGGCAGCAGGUCCUCCCGCGACGGAGGCCGAGGUGGCGCGGGUGACGGCCGAGUCGCAAGCUGCGUGCAAUGAGCUCAACACGGAGCUCAUGGGAAUCGAGUCGAGUUUGGUCGAGUUUGCGCACGAUGCGAUUUCGACGUUAGAUGUGCGCAUUGAAGCUGUGGGGAACGAGUCUAGGGGCAUUGCGACCGAGCACUUUCGCAACGUCGAGCAGCUGGAAAACAAUUUCUUUGACGGUGUGACCCAGUUGGCCGCGAAUUUGCUGGAGCGACUCGCGACCGAAGAUGGCGAAGACGACGACUUCCUCAGCGACGAAUGCCGCGCGAUUCUAAACGACAGGGAUGCAUUGAACAACGCGAUCAAUGGAUCGCACGACAUCCAUAUUGGCAAACUUCUCGCCCAAGAAGACUUGAUGCGCGAGCAAAACGUGGCCAAGAUCCACGACAUCAUCAAGACGACCAAGGACGGCGAGUGGGCACGCAACCGCAAGCGCGUCGCUGAAAUCAUCAACAUGAAGGAGAAGCACUUGGCAGAGAUCCUGGCCCUGCGCGACGAGCUCAAUCGUAACGACGACGACUUCUACUAG